Molecule: messenger RNA, 8544 nt
Organism: Paramisgurnus dabryanus
Lineage: Eukaryota; Metazoa; Chordata; Actinopteri; Cypriniformes; Cobitidae
Biological process (GO): regulation of gene expression
Cellular component (GO): nucleus
Source: RefSeq, a predicted model, not a curated record
CAGAUGUGAAGAGUGAUUCAUGUUUGGAUAUAGAAAUAACGUCCUCAACAUCAAAAGAGCGACUGACAGCACAAACUCUUUCAUGCAUCACCUGUGGAAAGACAUUCAGCUCACAGAGACAUUUAGAGAGACAUGAGAGAAAACACACAGAACAGAAACUCUUCACCAGAUCUGAGAUCAGCUUUACUACCUCACAAGAGAAGAAACUUCAUUCAGAAGACCACAGAGAGAAGAAGAAGAAGAAGAAGAAGAAGAAGGUGAAGAAGAGAAAGCAGUUUCACUGUGAGCAGUGUGGGAGGAUUUGUGUCUCUUCCUCUCAACUAAAUGUUCACAUGAGGACACACAGUGGUAAAAAGCCUUUCUACUGCAGUCAAUGUGGAAAAUACUUCAAAACCAAACUCAAUCUUAAAGUUCAUCAAAGACUUCAUACAGGUGAAAAACCUUACGUGUGUCCUCACUGUGAGAAGAGAUUUAGCUGUAAAUCUAAUCUGAAGACUCAUAUGCUUUUACACACCAAUGAGAGACCGUAUCAGUGCAGUGAAUGUGACAAAACCUUUAGGGAUUCAAGUUCAUUAAAAAAACACCAGAAUACUCACAUUAAAGAGAAACUCUAUCAGUGUUCACACUGUGAUAAACGUUUCUGUCAUAAAUAUCAGCUGAUAGUCCAUCAGAGAAUUCACACUGGAGAGAAACCUUAUUACUGUAGUCUCUGUGGGAAGAGUUUUAGUCUAAAGGCUACCUUACUAAAUCACAAGAGAAUUCAUACAGGUGAAAAACCUUACAAAUGCUCUCAGUGUGACAAGAUGUUUACUUAUUCGUCUAACUUAAAAGUCCAUCAGAGGGUUCACACUGGAGAGAAACCUUACGUCUGCACUCAAUGUGGAAAGCGCUUCUCUAAUUCAUCUCAAUUCAGAGUUCAUCAAAGAGUUCAUACUGGAAAGAAACCUCAUCACUGUAGUCUCUGUGGGAAGAGCUUCUUUAAUUUACCUCAAUUCAGAGUUCAUCAGAGAGUUCAUACUGGAGAGAAACCUUAUCACUGUAGUGUCUGUGAGAAGAGUUUUAGUCAAGGGUCUUCAUUACUAAGUCACAUGAGAAUUCAUACAGGUGAAAAACCUUUCAAAUGCUCUCAGUGUGACAAGACGUUUGCUUAUUCGGGUCAUUUCAAAGCUCAUCAGAGACUUCAUACUGGAGAGAAACCUCAUCACUGUAGUGUCUGUGGGAAGAGCUUCUUUAAAUUAUCUCAAUUAAGAGUUCAUCAAAGUGUUCAUACUGGAGAGAAACCUUAUCACUGUAGUCUCUGUGGGAAGAGUUUUAGUGUAAAGGAUACCUUACUAAAGCACCAGAGAGUUCAUACAGGUGAAAAACCUUUCAAAUGCUCUCAGUGUGACAAGAUGUUUACUUCUUCGUCUAACUUAAAAUCCCAUCAGAGAGUUCAUACAGGUGAAAAACCUUACAAAUGCUCUCAGUGUGACAAGAAGUUUGCUCAGUCAGGUCAUUUAAAAGUCCAUCAGAGAAGUCAUACUGGAGAGAAACCUUAUCACUGUAGUGUCUGUGGGAAGAGUUUUCAUCGACAUGACAUUUUAGUGACACACCUGAGAAUUCAUACAGGUGAAAAACCUUACAAAUGUUGUCAGUGUGACAAGACGUUUACUACUUCAUCUUCCUUAAAAGUCCAUGAGAGAGUUCAUACUGGAGAGAAACCUCAUCACUGUAGUCUCUGUGGGAAGAGUUUUAGUCUAAAGUCUACCUUACUAAGUCACAAGAGAAUUCAUACAGGUGAAAAACCUUACAAAUGCUCUCAAUGUGACAAGAUGUUUGCUCACUCAUGUCAUUUAAAAGUCCAUCAGAGACUUCAUACUGGAGAAAAACAUCAUCACUCUAGUCUAGAACGCCUCCAGCGCCACCCUGGUGUCCUAUGCCGCAUAUACCCUGGUCGGCAGAAGAUCCCCCAAAACGUUGCCUGUAGGUUUUAUUUAGAAUCGCCUGGCUUACCUGAAUUGCCAGGCUUACCUGAACCGCUUGAAUCGCCUGGCUUACCUGAACCGCCUGAAUCGCCUGGCUUACCUGAGUCGCCUGGCUUACCUGAAUCGCCUGGCUUACCUGAAUCGCCUGGCUUUCCUAUAUUGCCUGGCUUACCUGAGUCGCCUGAAUCGCCUGGCUUACCUAAGUCGCCUGAAUCGCCCGGCUUACCUGAAUCGCCUGGCUUACCUGAACCGCCUGGCUUACCUGAACCGCCUGGCUUACCCGAGUCGCCUGAAUCGCCUGGCUUACCUGAGUCGCCUGGCGUACCUGAGUGUCUGGCGUACCUGAGUCGCCUGAAUCGCCUGGCUUACCUGAAUCGCCUGGCUUUCCUAUAUUGCCUGGCUUACCUGAGUCGCCUGAAUCGCCUGGCUUACCUAAGUCGCCUGAAUCGCCCGGCUUACCUGAAUCGCCUGGCUUACCUGAACCGCCUGGCUUACCCGAGUCGCCUGAAUCGCCUGGCUUACCUGAGUCGCCUGAAUCGCCUGGCUUUCUUGAAUCGCCUGGCUUACCUGAGUCACCUGAAUCGCCUGGCUUACCUGAGUCGCCUGAACUGCCUGGCUUACCUGAGUCGCCUGAAUCGCCCGGCUUACCUGAAUCGCCUGGCCUACCUGAACCACCUGAAUCGCCUGGCUUACCUGAGUCGCCUGAAUCGCCUGGCUUACCUGAGUCGCCUGAAUCGCCCGGCUUACCUGAGUCGCCUGAAUCGCCUGGCUUACCUGAAAAUCUCUCAGCUGAAGAAAGAGGUGGCGUUACUGGAGACAAUGCUGAGGUCAAGAGGAGAUUUAGCAAUGAAUCGAGAGAGCUUACAGGAGGAUCAAACCUCCACAGAGUCUCUGGAUUCUGUCUGUAACGCUGGAGAACAGCAGCAGAUCCUGCAGACCAAACUGAAGAUGUGUUCAGUUAAACUCAUCGACUGCACAAACCUCAUGAUGAAGAUUAAAACUGAAUCCACAGAAAUCCAAGCCGAACCCACAGAAAUCCAAGCCGAACCCACAGAAAUCCAAGCCGAACCCACAGAAAUCAAAGCCGAACCCACAGAAAUCAAAGCCGAACCCACAGAAAUCAAAGCCGAACCCACAGAAAUCAAAGCCGAACCCACAGAAAUCAAAGCCGAACCCACAGAAAUCAAAGCCGAACCCACAGAAAUCAAAACCGAACCCACAGAAAUCAAAACUGAACACACAGAAGAGGAAGAUCGCACUGAGGAAGAAGAUGAUUUUAUUCCAUCAGAUGUGAAGAGUGAUUCAUGUUUGGAUAUAGAAAUAACGUCCUCAACAUCAAAAGAGCGACUGACAGCACAAACUCUUUCCUGCAUCAUCUGUGGAAAGACAUUCAGCUCACAGAGACAUUUAGAGAGACAUGAGAGAAAACACACAGAACAGAAACUCUUCAACAGAUCUGAGACCAGCUUUACUACCUCACAAGAGAAGAAACUUCAUUCAGAAGACCACAGAGAGAAGAAGAAGAAGAAGAAGAAGAAGAAGCAGUUUCACUGUGAGCAGUGUGGGAAGAUUUUUGGCUCUUCCUCUGAUCUAAAUGUCCACAUGAGGACACACAGCGGUGAAAAGCCUUUCAACUGCACUGAAUGUGGAAAAUACUUCAGAACCAAACAAAAUCUUAAAAUUCAUCAGAGAGUUCACACAGGAGAAAAACCUUACGAGUGUCCUCACUGUGAGAAGAGAUUUAGCUGUAAACAUAGUCUGAAGAGACAUGUGCUUUCACUCACCAAUGAGAGACCGUAUCAGUGCAGUGAAUGUGACAAAACCUUUAAGGAUUCAAGUUCAUUAAAAAAACAUCAGAAUACUCACAUUAAAGAGAAACUCCAUCAGUGUUCACACUGUGAUAAACGUUUCUGUCAUAAAUAUCAGCUGAUAAUACAUGAGACAUUUCACACUGGAGAAAAAACUAAUUACUGUAGUAUCUGUGAGAAGAGUUUUAAUCGACAUCAAAGUUUAGUGAUACACCUGACAGGUCAUACAGGUGAAAAACCUUACAAAUGCUCUCAGUGUGACAAGAAAUUUACCUCUUCAAGUAACUUAAAAGUCCAUCAGAGAGUUCAUACUGGAGAAAAACAUCAUCACUGUAGUGUCUGUGGGAGGAGUUUUCAUCGACAUGACAAGUUAGUGACACACCUGAGAAUUCAUACAGGUGAAAAACCUUACAAAUGCUCUCAUUGUGACAAGACGUUUGCGUCUUCAUCUUACUUAAAAGUCCAUCAGAGAGUUCACACUGGUGAGGAACCUUAUCACUGUAGUGUCUGUGGGAACAGUUUUAAUCGACAUGAAAGUUUAGUGAUACACCUGACAGGUCAUACAGGUGAAAAACCUUACAAAUGCUCUCAUUGUGACAAGACGUUUGCUUCUUCAUCUACCUUAAAAGUCCAUCAGAGAGUUCACACUGGGGAGAAACCUUAUCACUGUAGUGUCUGUGGGAAGAGCUUCUCUAGUUCAUCUCAAUUAAUAGUUCAUCGGAGAGUUCAUACUGGAGAAAAACCUUACGUCUGCGCUCACUGUGGAAAGAGCUUCUCUAGAUCAAGUAAUUUAGAAGUCCAUCAGAGAGUUCAUACUGGAGAGAAACCUCAACACUGUAGUCUCUGUGGGAAGAGUUUUAGUCAUCAGUCAAACUUACUAAGGCACCAGAGAGUUCACACUGGGGAGAAACCUUAUCACUGUAGUGUCUGUGGGAAGAGCUUCUCUAGUUCAUCUCAAUUAAUAGCUCAUCGGAGAGUUCAUACUGGAGAAAAACCUUACGUCUGUGCUCACUGUGGAAAGAGCUUCUCUAGGUCAAGUAAUUUAGAAGUCCAUCAGAGAGUUCAUACUGGAGAGAAACCUUAACACUGUAAUGUGCUUGUAUUUCCUGCUCCGGGUGGAUAGCUUUAAUAUCCGAAUGAAGAUGCAUGUUGAUAGGCACGUCAACCGCAUGCGAAGCUGCAUAGAUGGACUGACAUCUGGAAUUAGAUUAUCGUAAAAUCAGACUCCUUGUUAUAAUUUCGAAUGGCUCCCGCGGCACAAUGAUGUCACUCGCCAGCUGGUCUGUGCAGCGCUGCAUGAAGUUAAGAACAUGGGGGCCCCUUUGUGGUGCGGGCCACACGCAGCUCGCGUAGCCUGCGUAUAGGGAGGAUCGGCUCUGAUCAUCAAUUUGACUUAUGAGUAUAACUCUGCCUAACAUGGGCACUCUGGUAACUUAACAGUUGCAUUAAAGUCCAUGAAAUGUGAGAAUGAAGGUUUCAUUAUCAUCAAGUCAAGUGUUAUUUUUCUAGUUGUUCACCUCGCUUUCAGUGUCGUUGAUGCUCCUUUUGUUGUAAUUAUAUCCAAGAAGCACACAAAGAACAAUUUUCCCGUCAUCACCUCAGCUUAGACCUGCAGCAAACUUUCAGCAAAGAAGCUUAUAUUAUAGCAGUGGUUAAUGUUAUUCCUGGAGGCCCACUGCUCUUCACAUUUUGUUGUUUAAUAUAUUGUACUAUAUAAUAUGUAUACUUUUUCUCUUUUGCUUUCUGCUGUAAAUGCUGAAAUUUCUCACUUGUGAGACAAAUAAAGGCUGAUCUAAUCUAAUCUAAUUUUGUAUGUCUCUUUUAUCUGACAGACUCAGUUAAAUUCAUGGAGAGCUCUGCUAAUGAGCUGAUGAUUUGAAUCAGGUGUGUUUAAUAAGGGAGAGAUACAAAAUGUGCAGGGCAGUGGGCCUCCAGGAACAACGUUAAGAACCACUGUAUUAUAGAGAUGGCAACCUUUCAUUAGACAACAUGCACCAGUCAACUUGGCUAGCAUGUAGCGCCCCAGCCUGUCAAUGAUCAGUGAUAUAUGUUGCGGGCGUUCAGAGUGUAACGACAGCCAGUUACCGUUUACAGUUUCUUGCCAGAUUAGCAUUGCUAUGCUAAUCUUGUAGGCUUCCUUGAAGAGGGUCUUUGCUUUCAGUAUCCUAACUGUAUUUGCAUUGUCUGUAUCAGACCCUCUUAGAUCAACUGCGGAUGCCAUUUCGUGCAUUGGCAGUAAGCCUCGUCUCGCAUGGCGUUAAAAAGCCCAGGUGUGUGUUUGGCAUUGUUGUGAUCAUGGCUAGUUUAACUUUUUUUCUCCAGCUGUAUUUGUUUUUCACAGGUGCCGCACACAUGUGCAUGAUCCUGCUUAUUUUACAAUUGUUAAACUUCAUCGAUUUAAUUCUUAUUGACAAUUAAUCGAAUAUCAAUUAAUUGUUAACAUCCCUAGAACUUGGGUGGCCAUACAUGCCAUUUUCGCUGGACGUGUCCUGGACAGAAAGGAAGUCGCAUUGGCCGACCAUGUACGUCAUCAAGGUUUACUAUUUCAGGUUCUAUUUCAAAAAAGCUACCUUUACAUUUCAAGAUAAGAAUGAAACUACAGUGAUUGUAUGUCUAAAGACUCUAAAGAGAAAUAAAUUGUAAUUUUAUAAUGUAUUUACCUGAAAUGUGAGAACCUCGAUGACGUAUGCCAGUGGUGACCAACCCUGAUCCUGGAGAUCUACUGUCCUGCAGAGUUCAGCUCCAGCCCCAGUCAAACACACCUGAACCUGGCUAUCAAGCAUUUCAGGGCUAUUUAAAAAUUAGAGUCUGGUGUGUUGAAGCUGGGUUGGAACUAAAAUAUGCAGGAGGGUAGAUCUCCAGGAACAGGGUUGGUCACCCCUGACGUAUGCGAUCGACUUUCGGAGGACACCCCGAAAUCCUGUCCAGGACGCGUCCGGCGAAAAUGGCACGUAUGGCCACCCCACCUAGAACAAACAUACAAAUGAAAUGUAGCCAUGUAUUUGUAGUAAACAAAUGGGCAAUCAAUCAGCUUAACUGCAUGUUUAUUUUUCAUAAGGGAGAAUAAGUAAACCUUACUAUGAAUUUAGGUCCUAUAAAUAAAGCUUCUGACUAUAAAAUGUAGGUGGGGCAAAUUUUGAGUCAUAUCGUAGGCUGUACGACUCACCUAUGAUUAACUGCUAGUGGUGUAAGUUUUACAUUUAAAUGACUGAAGACAUGCAGAACACUGAGCAGAGGUCUAGUGCCCUUCUCUAAUUCAGCCUGAUGGGGCCUAAUGCUGAUUAUUUUGCCACAACCCUUUAAAUGCUCUAUUAAACAACCUAUUGGUCGUUUGAUUGUUGCACAUCUUUAUAUCUGGCUUGUCAGGGCAAAGAUAUUUGAUGUCAAUCUUCUCAUGGGUUAACUUGUACUCCACCUCCGCAAUUCUUACAACAGUCGUCUUAUCAGUCGUCUUAAACACUGUCACACAGAAGGCACUUUGCUUACGAGCAUUGUCUGAUAGGAGAAGUUCUAAACAGAAACUAAAAGACGUAUCAACAUUGUAAGUUGUAGUAACUGGCUGCGUCCGAAUCUAUAAUAGGCAAAAAGUAGUAUAGUAUAGCAUGUCCGAAUCCUUAGUAUAUGUAAAAGGGUAGGCAAGAAUUAGGCGUAAACAUAGUAGUAUGUUUGAAUCCUCAGUAUUCAUAAAAUGAGUAAACGAGAAAUCCCCAGAUGCCCUACUGCAUCCGCCCCGGAUUCUGAAACAAGCAUCAAUAGAUACUUUCUAUCCCUGCUUUCCCAGGAUGCAACGGGAAAGCAAAGCAAUCAUCAUAUUAAGAAUUUCCACAGCUGUGUUAAGAUGGCAGUAAAUAUGUGACAGUUUGUUAGGAAAAAUAAAUUUUGAAUAAAGUUUGGUUCCCAUACCUAUGGAGAGGUGUACAUACAAAAGUUUGGUAUAAUUUUACAGGAAACCCUUUGACAUUACAUAAAACACUGUUGAAAGUGCUAAACAUGGUUGUAUGUGUUGUCAGUCCUCUAAUAAACACAAAAAUAAACAGGCGCUUUUUGAUUUUUUUUUCUAAAGUCUCUAUUUAAAAGUGUAUAACUCUGGCCCUGAGUGGUAAUAAAACCUGCAGACAGUUUUGUUUGAUUCCAGCAAUUGUCAGCUUACAGAGGAUAAAUGAAAUUUUUUCUGUAUCAUAAUCUAUGAAAAAGUUAUUCUAUUCCAAAUUAAGGGAGGAAUAAUACUCUUUUUGUAUUCAAUUUCUGCCUAAAAAUAUUUGAAGUGUCCCCAUAACCACAUACAGUGGAAUAAAUACAAUAUCUUUUAAGCACUGCUGUUAGCUGACAAUAUAUAUUAAAUAGUUUGCUUGUUUUAAAGAUGUGUACUAAAAUGGAGUAUUGGUCAGCAUUUUUCUUUAUUUUUGUGCACAACAGUCUUCUCCAAAGUUUCCCAUAUGGUUCCCUUUUGGUUAUUUUUUGGGAACCAAAUAAGAACCUCUAGGUUAUUUUUUUAUAUACCUUCCCAGAACGUUCCCUAUAGGAUAUUUUUUGGGGUAACCUAAUGGGAACCUUCCCAGAACGUUCCCUGCAGGUUAUUUUUAGGUUUUAUUUUUAUAAGCUAAUGGGAACCUUCCCAAAACGUUCCCUGUAGGUUUUAUUUUUAUUAGGGAUGACAAAAACUAAAAAAUUUCUUGACAGACCACCAAGCCUCAUAAGCCGGUUGAAACCGGUUAACCGAUAGACCUAUUAGUUAAAAAUAUGCUACGCUAUUUGAAAUAACAGCCAUUUCG